CGUCUCAAAAGCAACCUCAAGAUGAGGACAGAGGCCGAGAAAAGCUUGGAACAGAGGAAAGUAAGCUGGCCUGAUGCUUAUGGCAAAGAUAUUGCUCAUGUUCAAGAGUUUGAGCUUAGCGCAUCGGAGGACGGAGAACAUGCAGGAAAUUCUAGAAGAAAAUACUGUGGUGUCUGUAAAAUCCAGUGACAUUAUUAUCUUUUUGUGUUACGUGUUUUGUUUCUUAACACUCUGUCUGAAAUGUGUUGAUUUUUAGUAAGAGAGUUUUUCGUAAAUCCAUCAUUGAGUAUAAACACUCAACUUUAAG
Arabidopsis arenosa is the source of this 307-nucleotide messenger RNA. Lineage: Eukaryota; Viridiplantae; Streptophyta; Magnoliopsida; Brassicales; Brassicaceae. The record is from the annotation of a GenBank genome assembly.